UGAAAAUUAGAACAACAGGCCAAUUAUUCCCAGUAUAAAUAUCACUCGUGUUCACUAGUAUCAAUCACCAACAACAAGAAAAAGCAAUAUUCUAUCUAGUGAAAGAAUAUUUUUAGAAAAAAAUUUAAAAAAUGGUGCAAGAAGAGAUGAGAAAAGGUCCAUGGACAGAACAAGAAGAUCUUCAGCUAGUAUUUUAUGUGAAGAUGUUUGGUGAUCGUCGCUGGGAUUUUCUGGCGAAAGUUUCAGGUUUGAAAAGAAGUGGAAAGAGUUGCAGAUUACGAUGGGUUAAUUACUUGAAUCCAUCUCUCAAACGGGGCAAGAUGACCCCUCAAGAAGAACGUCUUGUUCUUCAACUCCACUCCAAAUAUGGAAAUAGAUGGUCAAAAAUAGCUGGAAAAUUACCAGGACGAACUGACAAUGAAAUCAAGAACUACUGGAGAACACACAUGAGAAAGCAAGCUCAAGAUCAGAGGAAGAAUAAUACUAAUAAGGCCUCAAUUUCUCCAUCUUCAUCCAAUUUCUCCAAUUGCUCCUCUUCUUCUGCCAACAGUCCUGCUGUGGAUUCCAGUACUGAAAGAAACGAUUGCGUCGAGUUGUUGCAAGUUGCUGGAGAAAAUAAAAUAUAUGAAGGGGAUGAUCAGAACAUGAUGGUAUACUCCAUGGAUGAAAUCUGGAAAGAAGUCGAAUCAUCUGAAGAAAUUGAAACUAGGAAUGAUUUACCAUCAAACACAUGGAAUUAUUGCCCAGAUUCACUAUGGAUGACUCAUGAUCAUUAUUACUUUGACAAUCAUCAAGAUUUCUCAUUUUUUACUGCCUAAUUUGGAACAAUAACAACAUAUUCAGUGUAAUUCCAUGCACAAGAGAUUUGAGAAAGGUAGAGUGUAUGCAACUAUCUCGUGGAGGAAAUUAAAAAUAUUUGUUUCUUGUAGAGUUGGAUUAGGUUUGUGAGAUAAGUAGUACUAAUAUUUAGCAAUCACUCUUUGUAUAUAGAAAAUCAUGAUCAGAAGGCGCUCUGCUCUGAUCUAUUUAAAUAAUUAUUAGUGUUUACGAGGCUUAAUUAGUUGUAUUACUUGAGUAUAUAUAUCUCAUGUGUGGCUACUCAACAUGUCAUAUCUAAUGAAGAUCUUUAAUUUCCCCUAA
Messenger RNA from Solanum dulcamara, 1140 nucleotides. RefSeq names its product transcription factor MYB48-like. NCBI's taxonomy places the organism in Eukaryota, Viridiplantae, Streptophyta, Magnoliopsida, Solanales, Solanaceae. The transcript is spliced from 3 exons. Gene Ontology annotation, cellular component: nucleus. Gene Ontology annotation, molecular function: sequence-specific DNA binding; DNA-binding transcription factor activity. Gene Ontology annotation, biological process: regulation of DNA-templated transcription. The record is from RefSeq and is a predicted model, not a curated record. Bases 132 to 818 code for a protein of 228 amino acids.